AUGACAAAAGCAACAAUUAAUGUUCCUUCAAAAAUUGAUCCUAACAUCCAAAAUAUGCCAAAUUUUGAGAUUAGAACAAAACUAAGAGAAAGAAACAUAAAUUCAACAGGAUCUAAAAGUGAAAUAAAAAAAAAAUUACAUGAAUUUGGAGAUAAUAUAAAUAAAAUGGAUGUGAGUUAUAAUCAAAGUAUAGAUAUGUGA
Entrophospora sp. SA101 is the source of this 201-nucleotide messenger RNA. Lineage: Eukaryota; Fungi; Glomeromycota; Glomeromycetes; Entrophosporales; Entrophosporaceae. The record is from the annotation of a GenBank genome assembly.